AUGACUUCUCCAACAACAACAGCCCCAAAUCUUCCCGAGAAGAUGCGCGCUUGGGUCCAUACAAAGGCCGGCAAGCCAACAGACGUAUUGACCCUCACCGAAUUACCUUUGCCUCCCCUUCCUAAGCCGGGCUCCUCCGAUGUCUUGGUCAAAGUUAUCGAGGCUACAGCGGCGUUUGGCGAUGCCUUCCUAAUGAACAUCGCGCCUUCCUUCAUGCGGGAUAAGCCCUGCAUCCCCGGGCUUGAGUUUUCAGGUAUAGUGGUUGCCGUUGACCCCGAAGGAGUAAAGGCCCCGCCGGAGCCGCCGUUGACUGUGGGCACUGAUGUGUACGGCCUUGUGCCAAUGAACCGUGUCUUUAAACGAAUGCCGGGCGCUGCCGCUCCUUCGGGUGCCCUUGCAGAGUACGUUCUGGUGCCGGCCUCGCGGGUUGUGAGGACGCCGGGAAAUAUUCCCAGGGAGCAUGCGGCAGGUCUUGGCGGUGCUUUGUCGUGUACAGCACUAGCCAUGACCAAGAAAUCCGGGCUAAAAAAGGGGCAAAGGGUGCUAGUGUAUGGAUCGAACGGAGCCGUUGGCCACUUAUUGCUCCAGAUGGCUCGCAACGCAGUUGGCGAGGAGGGGAAAGUGGUAGCCGUUUGCGGCACGCAAGGUGUCCUCGUCGCAAAGGACUCUGGCGCUGAUGAGGUCAUUGAUCGCCACGAGCAUGAAGCUGUUUGGAACCAUCUCGCCGAGCGAUUCAAAGAUGACCCCUUCGAUGCGAUUCUCGACGGGUACGGAUUAACCGAAAUCUUCACCCACUGCGAGCCCUAUCUCAAGAAGGAUGGGGUCUACGUCACUGUAGGUACGGCGUUCACGAAAUGGACCAUGUGGGGAGCUAUCUCGGCGCUGCUGACGACGGCUCGUCUCGCGCUGCUUCCACCUAUCCUUGGCGGCACCCCAAGACGGUUUGUCGCCAUUAUGAAUGACGACCGUCCCGAGGCGAUGGAAGAAGUUCGACAACUGGCCGAGGAGGAAAAGAUCAAGGUUUUUAUCAACAGGACGUACGAUUUUGAGGACGUACCAAAGGCUUAUGAGGAAGUUAUGAGUCGGACAGUGUUGGGUAAGCUUAUUGUGGAUGUCCAGUCCCCUCUUUAG
This is a messenger RNA of Scedosporium apiospermum, 1131 nucleotides long. RefSeq lists its product as uncharacterized. The record is from RefSeq and is a predicted model, not a curated record. Gene Ontology annotation, cellular component: mitochondrion. Bases 1 to 1131 code for a protein of 376 amino acids. Lineage: Eukaryota; Fungi; Ascomycota; Sordariomycetes; Microascales; Microascaceae. The transcript is spliced from 3 exons. Gene Ontology annotation, molecular function: oxidoreductase activity.